CCUCCCUCGUUCCUCCGCUCCCAUUGGCUGGGUACCUCGCGCCCCUCUGCCGGCCGCAACUAUAUAUACACCCCACCGACCCAUUCAAGCCUCUGUAAUGUCCAACUGCACAGUCAAGAAGCAGAAGAUGGAGGAGUCAGCGCUGGAGCAGCUCAAGAGCCACACGGUGGUGGUGGCCGACACCGGGGACUUCAAUGCUAUUGCAGAAUACAAGCCACAAGAUGCCACCACCAACCCAUCACUGAUAUUGGCAGCAGCGCAAAUGCCUGAUUACCAACACCUUGUAAAAGAUGCUAUUCAGUACGGAAAAAAGCUUGGAGGGUCUGAACAGGAACAGAUCAAUAAUGUCAUGGACAAACUGUUCGUCUUGUUUGGAGUUGAAAUCUUGAAGAAAAUCCCGGGUCGUGUUUCCACAGAAGUGGAUGCCAGAUUGUCUUAUGAUAAGGAUGGAAUGGUAGAACGUGCAAGGAGUCUUAUAGCUCUCUACAAGGAAGCUGGUAUUGACAAGGAGAGAAUCUUGAUCAAGCUGUCGUCUACUUGGGAGGGAAUCCAAGCUGGAAAGGUACUGGAGGAAAAAUAUGGCAUUCACUGCAAUAUGACUCUACUCUUCUCCUUUGCCCAAGCUGUUGCUUGUGCCGAGGCCGGUGUUACACUCAUUUCCCCAUUUGUCGGGAGAAUAUUGGACUGGCAUGUGGCAAACUCUGGCAAGAAGAGUUAUGAGCCAUCAGAGGACCCAGGUGUGCAGAGUGUUGCCAAGAUUUACAAUUACUACAAGAAGUUUGGCUAUUCCACCAUUGUCAUGGGGGCCUCAUUCCGCAACACAGGAGAGAUCAAGGCUCUGACCGGCUGCGAUUAUCUCACAAUCGCUCCUAAACUGCUCGGAGAGCUCAGCAAAGACACCUCUAAGCUCACGCCAGCACUGUCUGUGAAGGAAGCCCAGGCCAGCAAGCUAGAGAAGAUCCAUCUGGAUGAGAAGGCCUUCCGUUGGGAACACAAUGAAGACCAAAUGGCCGUGGAGAAACUAUCGGACGGGAUCAGGAAGUUUGCUGCUGAUGCCAUCAAGCUAGAAAAGAUGCUGAAGGAGCUCCUCAGGAAGUAACAUUAAUGGUUCCUUUUUAUAUCCAGCCAUGAUGUCGAGAUCAUUCCUGGUCUGUAAACGGCCUCCGCAAUCCCUCAUCCUCCAUCUCCUGUUUUUAUCAGCAUUGUAACAAUACCAUUUUACAUUUGUUUUGUAUACAAUUCUUCUAAUGCACUGAAUAAACCCAGUACUUAUCCCAA
This is a messenger RNA of Hyla sarda, 1278 nucleotides long. RefSeq names its product transaldolase 1 (gene TALDO1). NCBI's taxonomy places the organism in Eukaryota, Metazoa, Chordata, Amphibia, Anura, Hylidae. The record is from RefSeq and is a predicted model, not a curated record. Bases 98 to 1099 code for a protein of 333 amino acids. Gene Ontology annotation, biological process: pentose-phosphate shunt; pentose-phosphate shunt, non-oxidative branch; carbohydrate metabolic process. Gene Ontology annotation, cellular component: cytoplasm; intracellular anatomical structure. The transcript is spliced from 8 exons. Gene Ontology annotation, molecular function: transaldolase activity.